This is a messenger RNA of Pocillopora verrucosa, 2376 nucleotides long. The record is from RefSeq and is a predicted model, not a curated record. Lineage: Eukaryota; Metazoa; Cnidaria; Anthozoa; Scleractinia; Pocilloporidae.
AUGAGUUUGGCACCAAAAAUAGACGAACUUCGUAUUUUUUUGAACACCCACGAGUUUGAUCUUUGUUGUAUAACGGAGACAUGGCUGAAAGAUUCUAUUGAUGACAGCGUAGUUGACAUUAGUGGCUACAACAUCAUACGCAAAGAUAGGACCCACAAGCUACAUGGGGGUGUGGCUCUAUAUGUAAAAGAUUCCAUCAAAUUCUCAAUUCUACGGGACUAUGAGUUUCCUGACCCCGAGGGCCCUGAGGUUUUGUGGGCCAAAAUCACGCCCAACCGAUUGCCCCGGGGUUAUAGCUGCCUUAUCAUUGGUACAGUAUACCAUCCUCCACCGCCUGCCAAAGAUGAGCCCCUCCUUGAUUACAUGAUGGAUUCUCUCUCUAGGAUAGAGAGUGAUAUCCCUGGCGCAGGUAUAAUUCUCGCUGGCGACUGGAACAGGGCAAAUGUUUCACCAGUUAUUAAGCAGUUCCGCCUCACGCAAGUCGUCCAUUUUCCAACAAGAGGGGAUCGUACACUCGACAAAGUGCUAACUAAUCUUACAGAACACUACGAGAAACCUUCUCCAUUCCCGCCCUUCGGACUAUCCGAUCAUUGUACUGUUGGUUUGUUUCCAAAAAUUAGAUCGAAGGCCAAUAUUCCUGCAAACAGAACGGUUACUACACGUGCUGUUAACGCUGAGUCCAAACAGGCUUUUGGUCGUUAUAUGACGGGGGUCGACUGGUCAUUAAUCGACACUAUAGAUAGCGUCCAAGAACAGUAUGCUCACUUCAGUGACCUAAUUCACAUAGGGUUAGAUUCUAUCCUUCCCAAAAAGCGAGUUAAGUUCCACCGAAACGACGCACCAUGGAUUUCACCCAAACUCAAGGCACUUAUAGCACACCGUCAAAGAGCAUAUUACCAAGACAACAAACCAUUGUUCCACUACUACCGGAACAAAGUAAACAGGGAACGGAGGCUCUGCAAACGCUCUUAUUACAACACUAAAGUCAGCGUUUUGACCGAAAACAAUCCUAAAAUGUGGUGGUCCGAAUGUAGGCGGUUAUGUGGAAUGAACAAAACAUCUACAAGUGUCGCAAAUCAGCUCCUAGCAAGUAAACCAGCUACCUCAAUCAACCUUAAGAUCUUGGCUAAUGAAAUCAACACAGCUCUGCUAGAACCUCAAGCUUCGUUUGACCCACUUUUAGAUAAUAUCGAAACUGUGAGCACUGAGGGUUUUAAAACUCCCAUUAUUUCACUGGAAGCUACCUUCAAAUGCCUUAGUACGGUCAGCUCCUCCAAAGCUGGGGGCCCAGAUAAUAUCCCAAACUGGGUCUUGCGUGACUUCGCUCCUGAGCUCGCUCAACCUCUUCGUUGUAUCAUCAAUUCCUCGAUUAGUCAAGGGACUUUACCGGACAUUUGGAAAUGUGCAAACAUCACCCCUUUUCCCAAAACAAAGAUAGUUGAGGAUGCGGCGAAAGAUUUGAGACCUAUUUCACUGACACCAACGUUGUCCAAAAUUGCCGAGCACUACGUCGUCCAUGAACAUGUGAAACCAGCACUUCUGAAACGCCUGGAACCCGAUCAAUUUGGGUGUAUUCCAGGAUCCUCCACUGCGCAUGCAUUGAUAAACCUGAUGCACAAUUGGGCGCAAGCAACAGACGGAACGGGGAACACCGUGCGGAUCUUUGCAUUGGACUAUAGAAAAGCCUUCGAUCUGAUAGAUCACAGCCUCUUGCUAUCGAAACUCUCGACCUACAAUAUCAACCCUUACAUCAUUAAUUGGAUAAUAGCCUUUCUUAAAGAUAGGAAACAAAGGGUCAAACUUGCACAUGAUUGUCUCUCAGAGUGGGGAUCAGUCCGAGCAGGAGUACCGCAGGGAACAAAAUUGGGACCGUGGCUAUUCUUGGUUAUGAUAAAUGAUUUGAAAGUACCAUCAGCCAGUGAUUGUAUAAAAUAUGUAGAUGACACGACAGUGUAUGAAAUCAUAAGCAAGGGUGGUCCUAGCAAUGCUCAGCCUAUGAUAAACGAAGUAGCUACCUGGUCAACACUUAACUCGUUUCAACUUCAUCCAAAAAAAUGUAAUGAGCUAAGAGUUUCCUUCGUGCGCUCCCCUCCUUCCUACGAUCUCAUAGAAAUUAAUGGCUCUAAGGUUAGCGCCGUUAGUGUCGUGAAAUUACUGGGUGUGUAUUUUCAAGACAACCUCAAGUGGAACACUCACGUUACUGAGAUGAUUAAAAAGGCCGCUAAGCGCCUUUACUUUUUAACUCAGUUAAAGCGAGCUAAGGUACCAUCACCAGAAUUAGUGAAUUUUUAUGUUGCUUGCAUUCAAUCCGUCUUACUUUAUGGAUGUCAGGUCUACCAUUAUAGUCUCCCCGAUUAUUUGAGCUUAAGGUGGUAG